Schistocerca gregaria is the source of this 578-nucleotide messenger RNA. It is a transcript of the gene LSm7, whose product is annotated as U6 snRNA-associated Sm-like protein LSm7. NCBI's taxonomy places the organism in Eukaryota, Metazoa, Arthropoda, Insecta, Orthoptera, Acrididae. Gene Ontology annotation, cellular component: catalytic step 2 spliceosome; spliceosomal tri-snRNP complex; Lsm1-7-Pat1 complex. Gene Ontology annotation, biological process: mRNA splicing, via spliceosome; nuclear-transcribed mRNA catabolic process. The transcript has 3 exons. The coding region runs from base 141 to 470 and encodes 109 amino acids. Gene Ontology annotation, molecular function: RNA binding. The record is from RefSeq and is a predicted model, not a curated record.
GCUGAAGACUUGGAUGGGCCUGUUCCAUAUCUAUGAUAUCCGUUUGUUUUGUUUUGAAAGAUUGUGUAAACAAAGUGCAGCGUGUUUGUGCAUUUGUGUUGCAGAGUGUUACGAACAGUAGUUAGUUUCUGCGUUGAAGAAUGACGUCGGUUCAGGUCCAAGGGGAUCAGAAAGAAAAGAAAAGGAAAGAAAGUAUUCUUGAUCUCUCAAAAUAUCUGGAAAAAAACAUCAGAGUGAAAUUUGCUGGUGGCAGGGAGGCAGCUGGUGUGCUCAAGGGUUAUGACCCUCUCCUUAAUCUUGUGUUGGACAAUACCUCAGAGAUUCUUAGAGAUCCAGAUGACCCAUACAAAUUGACGGAAGACACAAGAAUGUUGGGCCUCGUUGUGUGUAGAGGAACUUCAGUAGUGCUUAUCUGUCCCGUGGAUGGAAUGGAAAGCAUACCAAAUCCAUUUGUUCAACAAGAAGCAUGAACUAUCAUCAAAGAAUAUUUUCCUUUUCCUUUUGCAUUAAAGUACCUAUAUAAUUAUUUGUAAAUAAACUGAUUUUUUUUAUAAAUAAAUAUAUUGGACAACUGUAAA